This is a messenger RNA of Camelina sativa (false flax), 837 nucleotides long. The record is from RefSeq and is a predicted model, not a curated record. NCBI's taxonomy places the organism in Eukaryota, Viridiplantae, Streptophyta, Magnoliopsida, Brassicales, Brassicaceae.
UCUAGAGCUUUUCUAUAUGUGCCAGUGUGGGUUCUAUGUUUAUAGUGUUGCUGCGUUGCUUGCGUGGGAGACCAGAAGAAAGGACUUUGCUGUCAUGAUGUCUCAUCACAUAAUUACUAUCAUCCUCAUUGGCUCCUCAUACUUAGUGGGCUUCUUUAGAAUUGGAUCAAUCAUCCUCGCCAUUCAUGACGCGAGUGACGUGUUUAUGGAAUCUGCUAAGAUAUUCAAGUAUUCGGGAAAGGAACUUGGAGCAAGUGUGUGUUUUGGAUUCUUUGCUAUUUCUUGGUUUUUGCUGCGGCUGGUUUACUUCCCAUUUUGGAUCAUCAGGGCUACAAGCUGGGAACUACUAGGAUAUUUGGAUAUGACAUCAGUAAAAGGCAAAAUGAUGUACUAUGCAUUCAAUACAAUGUUACUAAUGCUAUUAGUUUUCCACAUAUAUUGGUGGUAUCUUAUUUGUGCGAUGAUUGUAAGACAGCUUGAAAACAGAGGAAAAGUGGGAGAAGACAUAAGAUCAGAUUCGGAGGAUGAUGAUUAGGGUUUAUUGCUAGAGGCCAUGGUGGAAAAAGUGGAUUCCACAUACCUCAAAUGACGCUUUAUUUAGCAUUGUUAUUACACUCAUUAACCUGGAGUAGAGACUAGAGAGAAGAAGAUCAGAAGAAAAAGAAAUAUAUGCAAAUUUAGGAUACGUUACUAAUAGUAAAAGAAAGUCUUGUUCAUGAAAAUUCAACCCCUUGUGUAUGGGUUAAAACCUAGUUUAGUUGACAGUGUUAUCUCUUCUCUUCAAAAGAGGAUUGUAUUUUGUGUGUUGUUAACUCCUAGAAAUGAAGAUUAACCAAA